Messenger RNA from Myotis davidii, 938 nucleotides. RefSeq names its product cysteine and glycine rich protein 3 (gene CSRP3). The record is from RefSeq and is a predicted model, not a curated record. Gene Ontology annotation, cellular component: cytoplasm; nucleus; Z disc. The transcript has 6 exons. Gene Ontology annotation, molecular function: actinin binding; structural constituent of muscle. NCBI's taxonomy places the organism in Eukaryota, Metazoa, Chordata, Mammalia, Chiroptera, Vespertilionidae. Gene Ontology annotation, biological process: sarcomere organization; cardiac muscle contraction; muscle tissue development. The coding region runs from base 129 to 713 and encodes 194 amino acids.
CCCUUCCCUCUGCAGGCCAAGGCUGGCGAAGGCCUCCAUAUAUUUAAAAGGACGUUAGCCCCUCCUUACUCAGUUGAGCUGACAGAGACCGAACAGGCAGACUUGACCUUGGUCAGAAAGUCUUCAAGAUGCCGAACUUGGGUGGCGGUGCAAAAUGUGGAGCCUGUGAAAAGACAGUCUACCAUGCGGAAGAAAUCCAGUGCAACGGAAGGAGUUUCCACAAGACCUGUUUCCACUGCAUGGCCUGUAGGAAGGCUCUGGACAGCACCACGGUCGCAGCUCACGACUCGGAGAUCUACUGCAAGGCCUGCUAUGGGCGCAAGUACGGCCCCAAGGGGAUCGGGUUUGGACAAGGCGCCGGCUGCCUCAGCACCGACACAGGCGAACACCUGGGCCUCCAGUUCCAAGAGUCCCCAAAGCAAGCACGGUCAGCCACCACCAGCAACCCUUCCAAGUUCACUGCGAAGUUCGGAGAAUCAGAGAAGUGCCCUCGAUGUGGAAAGUCAGUCUAUGCUGCAGAGAAGGUGAUGGGAGGGGGCAAGCCUUGGCACAAGACCUGUUUCCGCUGCGCCAUCUGUGGGAAGAGCCUCGAGUCCACGAACGUCACUGACAAAGAUGGAGAACUUUAUUGCAAAGUUUGCUAUGCCAAAAAUUUUGGCCCAACAGGUAUUGGGUUUGGAGGUCUCACACAACAAGUGGAAAAGAAGGAGUGAAAAGUGUACCCUUUCUCUGAUCUUUCAUCGGCCUAAAACAUUUCCCAGUGGUCCUGCCCAGAUGGACACCCUCCCCAAACAUCCUCUCGUCGGUAGUUGUACAGGACUUCUCUUCAGACAUGAUCAUAGUCUUCACCCAAAGUUAGAAGAGACCUUUAGAAGCAAAUUAUUAAAAGUUUAAUCUGAUUCCUGGGAUAGGAGAGGCAAUAAAUACUUUAUCGGUAA